Molecule: messenger RNA, 1473 nt
Organism: Sphaerulina musiva SO2202
Lineage: Eukaryota; Fungi; Ascomycota; Dothideomycetes; Mycosphaerellales; Mycosphaerellaceae
Product: MFS general substrate transporter
Exons: 2
Coding region: 1-1473 (490 amino acids)
Biological process (GO): transmembrane transport
Cellular component (GO): membrane
Molecular function (GO): transmembrane transporter activity
Source: RefSeq, a predicted model, not a curated record
AUGGAACUUGUUCGUACCGCUUUCGCUUCUUCCUAUCAUGGCACCGACAAGCCCAAAUUCUUCUGGUGGUAUCCCAAGGGAACUUCACUCGCAGAGAAGAAGCUUUUGACCAAAAUCGACUUUUUCAUCUUGUCCUAUUGCUGUCUAGGAUAUUUUGCCAAAUGGCUCGAUCAGGCAAACCUCUCCAACGCCUACGUGAGCGGCAUGAAAGAAGACCUCGACAUGUACGGCAACGAACUCAACCUCGCUACUACCUUAUUCAACAUAGGUUCCAUUCUGGGUGGGAUUCCGAGCAAUCUCCUCAUCACAUACGUGCCACCGAGAUAUAUUCUUCCCGGUUGUGAAUUAUUGUGGGGCAUCAUCACCGUCUUCACGUACAAGGUCACAACCGCACAACAACUCUAUCCGCUGCGAUUCUUUCUCGGUCUCCUCGAAGGCACGUCAUUUGUCGGGAUUCAGUAUGUUCUGGGAUCGUGGUACAAGAGAACUGAACUGGGGAAGCGGACUGCGAUUUUUGCGUGCUCGGCAUAUGUGGGAACUGCGUUUGGAGGAUACAUUUUCAGUGGAGUGUAUGCUAGCAUGAAUGGGAGUGGUGGCCUGGCUGCUUGGCGAUGGGCGUUUGUGGUCGAUGGAGUCAUUACGGUGGUCAUCGCUCUGUAUGGUUUAGCAUUUUUUCCGGACACGCCAGAGAAGACGACGGCCUUCUACCUCUCUUCUGCCGAGCGAGAGAGAUGCGUGGAGCGUCUUGUGGAAGAAGAUCGACGGCCCACAGGAGGUUGGUCGUGGGAUGUGUGCGGAAGGAUCUUUGGCAGCUGGCAAUUUUACCUGCUCACCGUGCUGUGGAUGUUCUGGCAGACGACCGUCGGCAAGGUCGGAAAUACCGUAUUCCAGCUCUAUUUGAAGAACGAUACAGCUCGAAAUUGGUCCGUCUAUCAGAUCAACAACAUCCCCACAGCGAUCAACGGUUUCAACAUCGUCAUGGUCAUGCUGGUCAACAUCUACGCCGAUGCCACUGGUCGGAGAAUGGUUGCUGCGGUCUUCAGUCUGAGUAUAUUGUGCUUUGGGACGAUUUGCCUCGUGGCGUGGGAUAUUCCACUUGGACUGCGAGUGGUGGCAUAUCUCUUCGCCGCGUGUGAUGGGCCGUUGUCGCCACUGUACAUGGCAUGGGCCAACAUCCUCUGCGGCAGCGACAAGCAGGUUCGAGCCAUGACCAUCGCCAUGAUGAACGCGUUGGGCAAUGCCACGACGACCAUCAUUCAGCAAUUUGCGUACCCCGUGACAUCUGCGCCAGAGUAUCGCGUGGGAUUUCGGACCAGUCUGGGCUUGAUUUGUGGCAUGUACGUGUGGGUGUUCGUGGUGAGAUAUUUUGAACUCAGGGCAGAGAAGCGGCGGAUGAGUGCGUCUGAGAUACUCGAAGGCAGCAGUUGGGAAAGCAAAGAAGUCCAGCCGGUUAUUCGUAAGAUGGACGAGUAG